Syngnathus typhle (broad-nosed pipefish) is the source of this 1178-nucleotide messenger RNA. RefSeq names its product adenosine deaminase tRNA specific 3 (gene adat3). NCBI's taxonomy places the organism in Eukaryota, Metazoa, Chordata, Actinopteri, Syngnathiformes, Syngnathidae. The coding region runs from base 136 to 1098 and encodes 320 amino acids. The transcript has 2 exons. Gene Ontology annotation, molecular function: tRNA-specific adenosine-34 deaminase activity. Gene Ontology annotation, cellular component: cytoplasm; nucleus. The record is from RefSeq and is a predicted model, not a curated record.
GAGGGGGGGACGCUUUAGUCAGCUGUACCAAGUCACCGCCGCUUGAGUCACGUUGUAAUUGGCUCUUUUUGCGCUGGAGAAUCAUCAAAUUGAUGUCCAAACGAAGGAGGACAUAAACAAAACAAAGAAAAUAAAAUGGAACCGGCGAGCAAGCGGCGGAAAAGCGAGGCGUCCGACUCCUGGACGGCGUACCCCGUCCUGUCGGACGAGCAGACUUAUGCCGUAGAGAUGAUUGACUUCUUUGCCGCGCCCGUCCUCGACAAGCGAGCGACGUCCCGAUUGGUCGGAGAACUCAACGACCGCUACCCCUUGAGGGGUCUCCAGCACCUCAAGAGGGUUCGGCCCGCCGCGGCCCGGGAUGGCCGCCCUCCCUCACUGGAAAUCCUCCUGUGUCCCGUCAGUAAAGUUCCAGACUUGGACUUGUUGUGCGUCGGAUGUGACGGGCUGGGCGAACCCUUUGUGGUCAAGGUCCCCGUCCGCCCUCCUUUGACCAGACCCCAAUUUGAGCUAGCAAGCAAGCACUGGCCCACCGCCUUCAAGGAAGACAAACAGGUGACCGAGGCCCUCCGAGGAGAGUCCUUCGGCCCGGCUCAGAAGGCCCAAAUGCACGCUUACAUGUCGGUGGCUUUGGCCGCCGCCCGAGAAGGGAAAGCCUUGGGGAUGGAGGCCGUGGGGGCCGCGGUGGUAGACCCGCUCAAUGAGAGAAUAGUGGCAGUGGGCCACGAUUGUCGAGGGCGACGGCCUCUGCAUCACGCCGUCAUGGUGUGCAUCGACUUGGUGGGCCGAGGGCAAGGCGGCGGUCGCCACCGGUGGGACUCCUACCCCGCUUGCCGCUCUACACCCGCCUCGGACUCGGCCGAGCAGCCGUACAUCUGCACCGGCUACGACCUGUACGUGACCAGAGAGCCCUGCGUCAUGUGUGCCAUGGCGCUGGUCCACUCGCGGAUCGCUCGCGUCUUCUACGGGGCGGCCUUUGCUGACGGAGCGCUGGGGACUAAGUUCAAACUCCAUGCGCUGAAAGACCUGAACCAUCGCUUUGACGUUUACAAAGGAGUCAUGGGACAAGAGUGCGAGGAGCUGGAGGGAUUGUCUCUUUGAAAUGUAUAUUUUUGGACUUUUAUACAAUGUGUAGUUUUGAAAUAGUUCGACAAAGAAAAUGGGCCACGCCCGGAACAAUU